Messenger RNA from Linum tenue, 824 nucleotides. NCBI's taxonomy places the organism in Eukaryota, Viridiplantae, Streptophyta, Magnoliopsida, Malpighiales, Linaceae. The record is from the annotation of a GenBank genome assembly.
UAUAUCAAUUCUUUCGCCCCUUCCCACAAUCUCUCCUCCAGCGCCGGCGACAAUUCUCUUUCGGCCGCCCAAUUCUCUUCCGCCACCACUCAAUCCUCCUCCAUCCAAGACGUAUCGUCCUCCUUCUGGCGCCGAUGCCAAUCGAUCGAUUUCAAAGGCGCAAUCUUCGAUUCAAUUUUGUCUCCCCUCAAAUUCGCUAUUUAGGCUGUGUAAUCGAUGAUGAUUGGACUGACGACAAGAUUAGAGACUGGAUCGGCGGAAAUGGCUAGAACAGAGUCUUCUCCGGCGAGGGCACUGCUGUAGCGGUCCGAGGAGUGGCCGAUGGCGAUGUCCAUCUACGGCGGCGGCGGGGAGGAGUUGGGAGCAGCGGCUAGAUGCAAGAGAAGAGAAGAGAAGGGUUUCCAAUCCUGUCGGUCGAUUGGGAAGAAGAAGAAGAAGAAGAAGAAGAAGAAGAAGAAGAAGAAGAAGGGAGCAGUAGCAAGAGGAGGUCGCUGGAUGAUGGGUGUUUGUAUUGUGUUUGUGAAAGGCUGAAUGAAAGCUCUUGGUCUGAGUUAUGGUGCUUGGGUGAUGGCGUUAGCAUAGAUGGAGUUUCUAGUUUUGUUAUGGUUGGUAUGGAAAUGUGUGAAGCAGUGAUGAGUUUGCAUUUAGAAGGUGUAAUCAGAGAGAUUUCGAGAGACAAGGAAAGCAGGAAACCCCAGUUGUAGCUACAGCUGCAAGAUUUGCCUCUCUGCAGCUCUACUUAUAGUAGUGCAUAAUUAAUAGCAGCUGGUAAAUAUUAAUUUGAUGAUGAAGGCAAAGGUGGUAAUUUUAUAAUGUUAUUUAUG